This is a messenger RNA of Protobothrops mucrosquamatus (brown spotted pit viper), 1515 nucleotides long. It is a transcript of the gene KBTBD12, whose product is annotated as kelch repeat and BTB domain containing 12. The transcript is spliced from 3 exons. Gene Ontology annotation, molecular function: protein binding. Lineage: Eukaryota; Metazoa; Chordata; Lepidosauria; Squamata; Viperidae. The record is from RefSeq and is a predicted model, not a curated record. The annotation marks the transcript as partial.
AAUACUUUAAAAUAUAGUCCAUCAUGGAUUACAAGGCUGGAGGUAAAAGGAAGCAGCAGCAUAGUUUGAAUUUACUAGAUCAACUAAAAUGUAUGAAAGAUUUAACUGAAAUGAUUGAUGUGGUGUUAGUGGCUGAAGAAAAAAAAUUCCCUUGCCACAAAUUGAUCCUGGCUGCUUUUAGCCCCUAUUUCAAAGCAAUGUUUACUUGUGGGUUGAUGGAAUGCGCACAGAGAGAAGUUGUGCUACAUGACAUAGCAGCUGAAAGCAUAUCCGUUCUCCUGCACUACAUGUACACUUCUGAAUUGCAUCUCACAAAUUGUAAUGUACAAAAUGUGGCCAUUGCUGCCUUUUUUAUGCAGAUGGAAGAUGUGUUUAGUCAAUGUCAAACCUACAUGAUGGACCACAUUGAAGCUUCCAACUCUGUAGGGAUCUAUUAUUUUGCAAAGCACAUUGGGGCAGAAGAACUAUCUGAACGAGCCAGGAAAUAUUUGUACCAGCACUUUACUGAGGUGAGCCAGCAUGAAGAAAUACUAGAGAUAGAAGCUCAGCAACUGCUAAGCCUGAUCAGAUCCGAUGAUCUGAAUGUAUCCAGAGAAGAGAGCAUCUUGGACUUAGUCCUUAGAUGGGUUAACCACAGUCGGAAGUUGCGUGCAGAUCAUCUCAUUGAGCUCCUGAAGCAAGUAAGGCUGGAACUUGUAAGUCCUUCAUUCCUAGUGGAAGCUCGGAAAAGGAACACAGUGCUUCUGAGUAAUUCUCAGUGUAUAGACAUGAUUGAGGGAGCCUUAGAAACCAUGAAAAAAUCCAAUCAACUUUCCCUCAGCCUUCGGUAUGGCAUGGAGACCACUACACUUCUCCUUUGCAUUGGCAAUAACUCAGGGGGGAUCCGAUCAAGGAAAGGUAAUUAUGCCGAGGCCAGCUUCUGUUACGCACCUCUAACGCAAAAGACCUACUUCAUUUCCUCUCCAAAAUAUGCAGAAGGCCUUGGCAGUAUAUACACCGGUGUGGUUACUGAGGUCAACAGAAUUGUUGUUGCAGGGGAGGCGAGUGCUGCCAAGAUGUCUAGACAAAAGACCAGGAAGAUUGAAAUUUAUAGGUAUGAGGGUCAUGGAAAUCGAUUUUGGGAAAGCCUGUGCACAGCGCAGUUUCGUGAACUGUAUGCUUUAGGCACUAUCCAUCAUGAUUUAUACAUCAUAGGAGGUCAAAUGAAACUGAAAAACCAAUAUCAAAUUACCAAUAUUGUGGAGAAGUACUCCAUGGAGCAGGAGAACUGGAGAACUUUGGCCCCGCUCCCAGUGCCGCUGGCUUGCCAUGCAGUCGUUGCUGUGAAAAACAGGCUGUAUGUCAUCGGAGGAUGGACCCCACAGAUGGAUCUUCCCGAUGAUGAGCCUGAUCGAUUAAGCAACCGAACGUUGCAGUAUAACCCAAGCCAAGACAAAUGGGUGGAGUGUGCGCCGAUGAAGUAUUCGAAAUACCGCUUCAGCACAGCUGUAGUCAACCAUGAGAUUUAUGUGCUGG